GGUUACGUACGUUUCAAAAUAAGGUCGUUUUCUUAUUUUUCGUCUACACCUCUAUUGUCAGGACAUCGCUUUAUCAUCGUAUAAUAUAUGUACACGAACGUGCACGCGCCACGUACAGUCGUAUUCACGGCAUCCUGGGGUACGGAGAAAAGACGCGAGUGCUGCUGAACAUUACGCUAUUAAAUUAUGAGCAAGUUUUAGUACAAAGGGGCGUGCGACUGUAAGAAGAGUAGUGUCAACGUACAAACAUACGUGAGGCUUACUGUCGCGAGAUGAACGUCACCCUGAUUCCGUUCUUCCUAGCGGCCAACGUAGUCGUCCACAAUCCGGCAGAAUGGACGUUUGGGCAGGAAUACUUGUACGACGUGAACAUUUCUUAUGAUGUAAAACCGGAUUCCUUUGGAUCAAAGAAAAAUUAUCAAUUACUCACCACACUAAGCUGUCGCCCGAAAAUGCGGAACUAUCUACUCUACCAGUUCAAAAACGGAUCGCAUGUGAAGCGCACAUCAACGAAGGAUAGCAUCGUGGGGCUAGGAGGACGAGCAGAAGAUAUGUUUGAGAUCAAAUUUACCGAGCGCGGUGUGGAAAGCCUGAUUGUCGAUCGGACCAGCUACGGACCAGAUGUGCAGACUAUGCGAAAAAUAGCCAAUCAGUUUAACGUGAUUGAUGAUCGGAAAAAUUUGGGCAAGCGGCAGUUUAUACGGAAAGUGAGCGCUCGUUGAUGGGCAAUUGCACGACCACGUACACUAUCUCGCACGACGAAACCGAGGACGAAACGGACAUGCACGAGGAAGGAGAUACCGAUUUUGAGCUCCUGAUAUUGCCGUCGGUC
Molecule: messenger RNA, 832 nt
Organism: Vollenhovia emeryi
Lineage: Eukaryota; Metazoa; Arthropoda; Insecta; Hymenoptera; Formicidae
Exons: 2
Coding region: 273-722 (149 amino acids)
Source: RefSeq, a predicted model, not a curated record